Molecule: messenger RNA, 3083 nt
Organism: Musa acuminata AAA Group (dessert banana)
Lineage: Eukaryota; Viridiplantae; Streptophyta; Magnoliopsida; Zingiberales; Musaceae
Product: ATP synthase subunit beta, mitochondrial-like
Exons: 8
Coding region: 470-1150 (226 amino acids)
Biological process (GO): proton motive force-driven mitochondrial ATP synthesis; proton transmembrane transport
Molecular function (GO): ATP hydrolysis activity; ATP binding; proton-transporting ATP synthase activity, rotational mechanism
Source: RefSeq, a predicted model, not a curated record
GCCACCACGUCGGGCUUGCCUGCCCGUGUCCUCGCCAAGGUGACGACGGCAGCGGCGACGGCCCUCGCCCCCUCCUUCCUAGCCCGUAGCCCCGUCUGCUUACACGUUCAUCGCUAACUGCCUAUGCCGCGGGCGAGGACGACACGGGCAAGACACGCAGAUUCGGCGGAGAUCCGUAGAGGCAGGGGCGGAUCCGACGGGGCCAACGGGGUCCGCGGAGACGGGGGCCUCUGCCUGCACCACCGCCCUCGCCUCCUUGAAUCGCCCCUGCCUCCACGGACCCCGCUGACCCCCAUCGGACCCGCCCAUGUUUGCCUCGCCCUUGCCAUCCUCGCCCGCGGUACAUGCAGCCAGCAUCGCCACAGAUUCGUCAAUGCGUUACAUUACAAGAUCGACGAUGUCACCCAUCAAAACCCUAGAUCUGCUGCCCAUCGGUCAAUCCCCAGACCCUUGACCUGUCGAUCCGGCCAUGGCCUCCCGCCGGGUCCUCGCCUCCCUCUUGCGCUCCUCAGUUCGCCGCUCUCCGGCGCCGCGGCCCCCCGCCUCCACCCCUAGGCCCCUGAUCUCGACCCGACCCUCUCCGGCUGGAUUCCUCCUCUCCCUCGCCGUCGAGUACGCCACCGCAGUUGCUCCCUCUCCUGCCCCAUCGACCCCGCCUCCGAGGACCGCUGCCAGUCCCAGCGGCAAGAUCACGGACGAGUUCACCGGAGCGGGUGCCAUUGGGCAGGUAUGCCAGGUGAUCGGCGCCGUCGUCGACGUCCGCUUCGACAAGGGAUUGCCGCCAUUCUUGACGGCUCUCGAGGUGUUGGACAACUCGAUCCGGCUUGUCCUGGAGGUGGCACAGCACUUGGGGGAGAACAUGGUGAGGAUAAUCGCUAUGGAUGAGACAGAGGAGCUCGUUCGUGGGCAGAGGGUGUUGAACACCGGCUCGCCGAUCACUGUACCUGUUGGUAGGGCCACCCUUGGGAAGAUCAUGAAUGUUAUUGGAGAACCAAUUGAUGAGAAGGGUGAAGUAAGUGGUUUCUCUGUCUUUAUUGGUGUUGGAGAACAUACCUGCGAAGGUAAUGACUUGUUCAGGGAAAUGAUUGAGAGUGGAGUGAUUAAGCUUGGAGAUAGACGGGUCUGUGACUACUUGGCUUUGUCAACGUAACCAUAUCUGGUUGUAAUGCUGACUUUCAACUUAAAUGGCAACAUGUGGUCAAGUGAAUGAACCUCCUGGUGCUCGUGCUUGUGUUGGCCUCACUGGGUUGACAGUGGCUGAGCAUUUCCGAGAUGCUGAAGGGCAAGAUGUGCUUCUGUUCAUUGACAAAAUUUUUCAGUUCACCCAAGUGAGUUUUCAGUAAUCUGAUCUGAUCUUUUAUAAGCAGUUGGUUACCAACCAACAUUAGCUACUGAUCUUGGAGGACUUCAAGAGCAUAUCACAACAAAAAAAAGGGUUAUAUUACCUCUAUACAAGCUAUUUAUGUGCCUGCUGUUGACUUGACUGAUCCAGCACCUGCAAUUACCUUUGCUCAUCUUGAUGCCACAACCGUGCUGUCAAGACAGAUUUCUGAGCUUGGUAUUUAUCCUGCUGUCGAUCCUCUUGAUUCUAUGUCAAGAAUGCUUUCUCCUCACGUAUUGGGUGAAGAGCACUACAACACUGCUUGUGGUGUUCGAAACGUCCUCCAGAACAACAAGAAUCUUUAGGAUCUUAUUGCAAUUUUGGGAAUGAAUGAACUUAGUGAAGAUGACAAAUUAACCGUGGCUUGAGCUAGGAAGAUCCAGCGAUUUCUGAGCCAGCCUUUCCACGUUGCUGAGGUGGUCACUGGUGUCCUGGGAAGUAUGUAGAACUGAAGGAGAGCAUUAACAGCUUCCAGGCGAUGAAAAUGAUUUUAAAAGGUGUUAUGGAUGGGAAGUAUUGAUGAUCUUCCCGAGCAGUCUUUUUACAUGGUUGGAGGGGAUUGAGGAAGUUACAACCAAGGCUGAAAAAAUUGCAAAGGAAUCUAUCUGCCUCCUAAGCAAGAUUUUUAUUUAUUUACAAUAAUCCCGCACCGCAAAAAAGGUAUUUCAAUGAAUGAACAAACUCCUCCACCGCAAUUGCAGGGUUACUUCCGCCAGGUUUAUAGACCAUCUUCUAUUAGGUGGCGGCUACUGCAUGCGCCAGACGUCAAGUCAAUGAAUUGAAGGUUCGAUUUCUACCCCAGUAAUAUGAGUAGGAUGAUGAAGUCAAAUUAUCGUGACAUGUAAUGAUCUUACGUUAGAGUAUUUAUAGCGCAGUACAAGCAGCAGUUACUACUUAAACAUCAGAGUCGGCAUUGUCUCGAGGUAAAAUGCAUUUACGCAGCUUAUACGCCGACGACGUGGUCAGUAGUUUUCUCAUGGGUCUAUCUUCUUGUAUUAAUCGUGCACAUAAUGACUAUUACAAUUUUGGGAGGUACGGCGUCGGAGGUGGAUGAUUCGGAGUAAAGGCUUAAUUGCUUCUUCCGGUACCCAUCCCACAUCAAUCGCGUCGACGUGAAGGCGACUUGGCUUUAUCGAUACCAUCACUCCAUGGAAAAGAUGCAUUGAACCUGAGCCAUUGUGGUGGGGCUACCGGUUCUGGAGCUGGUAAACAUGUGAAGACAAAACAUGCACUAUGUUCAGCAGUGCCGACAAAGAAGAACGCCCGAUCCGUCUUAUUACCUCAAAGCGGGUUCAGUCACAGCGGAGGAAGAUUCGGCAGCACUGUCGGACUUGUGAAUGAUUGCGACUCAUCCGCGUAGACUCGGAUUUGUCUCGCGUCGAUGGCGGAAGCUAUGAACGAGCGUGUGGGGGCAGCGUGCUCUGUUUCCGCUUCGUUCUAUUCAGUGGUGAGGAACAGAUUAGGUCUGCCAGCCUAAUCCCGUUACGUCUCGAGUGUUCCUGCCAAGGUAGUGCGGUCCUAUCACGAAACGCCCGAAGCCAGUCAAAAAUUAUAGUUUGUUCAAUGUAUGGUCGAUCAAUGAUUAGGACUGCACACGAGAUUUUGAUUUGGCGUAGAACAAGGGCCACUUGCCUAGUGGAAUGUACUGUUACGAUAUUAAGAACGCAGCUAUCAAUGGAUGCUGGAAUGAUUUGAGGUUUGA